AUGCCUAGCAUGCUAGUUAUGAAAGAAUGGAGACAGUUCGGGCGCAGUGCUAGAUCAAGCUUCGAGACUAGGUCUCGUAUGGACGCCGGGUCGUACUCGGAGCCGUUGAUGCUCCGGAAUCUUUUGCGGAGCUGGCUUGUGGCGUACUAUCACUCAGGCGGGGCGGACGGCAGCGAUCGGCAGAGCAUUUUGAAGCACACUAUGGAAUUCUGCAGGUCUACGAAAUUGGCGGUGAUACCUCAGCGGCUGACAAACAUCAUCAUGACUGUCAUGGAUGUGAGCAAUAGGCUAUUAGGCCUCUUACAACCCGACACCUUGGCCCACAGACAAAUAUCCUGUCUGCUUGAGCUACUGGGAUUGGGAGAUGACGUGGCCAAGAAGGAGGUGGUCGAGAGCCUGGAGAGUUUUGGUGCAGCAGACGAUGCAUUGAUGCAAGCGAUGUUGUGCGGCGCGUUCAUGCCCAACCUCAUGGUGGGCCAUCCAGGAAAGCCGUCGAGUGACUGCGAAGAGUCUCCUCUCACCCUCAGUCUUCAGAUGGAAAAUCCUACCGAUGUCAGAGUGGCGGCACUACGCGAGGGUCUGAUGUCCAGCGGUGUUCUGAGCAAUAAAGACAGAGUUGCUAUAGAAGCCACUCACACUGGGGUAGUCCUCCGAGCAUCUCCUCGGCGGCGAGGCGAAGCAAUGAAGCGUGAGAAACUCAAUGAUGAUGAGGAGGAGCGAGCUAGGAAGCGGCGUGUGACUGCGGUGGGUACGACAGCGAUGGAUCAGGAUCUGAAGGCAUUGAAUGAACUUGCCGAGAUACAGUUUGAUGGGCGAAGUGAAGAAGAUGACGAGGAGAAGGAAAAAAGUUGCGACAAUACACUGGGGGUAACCUGGAACGAUGCUGAGGAUGCAUGGGUUGUCAAGCGGAAGGAGGCUAUAGGAGGUAUACUAGCCUACAUCACUUUCUCUAUGACCCCUUUCUUCACAGGCAAAGACAUAGUAAUUCGAAAAGCCUUCGUGGCUGAUGAGAAUACGAGCAUAGUGAAGUCCCGUAUGGAUGCUAUUAAUUGGUGA
Molecule: messenger RNA, 1056 nt
Organism: Perkinsus marinus ATCC 50983
Lineage: Eukaryota; Perkinsozoa; Perkinsida; Perkinsidae
Exons: 8
Coding region: 1-1056 (351 amino acids)
Source: RefSeq, a predicted model, not a curated record